AUGUCUCAAACUCCAUCCAAUUCAGAAAUCAAAAGGGCUUUAGAAGCAAGCCCAGAUACUAACAUUGAAAAUGACACCCCGGAGGCACCCAGACCCAGCAAUUACCUAAUUCUUACAAUAUUUGCCUGUUUCUGUCCCGCAUAUCCAAUAAACAUUGUGGCAUUUGUGUUCUCUAUAAUGGCCUUAAACAGCUAUAAUGAUGGGGACAUAGAAGGUUCAAAACGACUGGGACGAAAUGCUCUUUAUGUAUCGAUAGCAUCCAUCAUCAUUGGUCUUCUGGUGAUUGCAACAUAUUGCACUGUUCAUUUCACAACGAAUUCAGUCUGAGCCCUGGAAAGAAGCAUGAGUAAAGUAUUUACACGAACCCCGACCACAUUCUCAAGAUCUGCAGAAAGGGAAGAAGCCCAGCUUUGCAUAAAUGGGAAUCCUGAGUUACUAAACUAACAUGAUGGAUGUGGAUGAAAUCUAUAUAUGUAUAUAGCUCAUGUGUGCAAGCACAUAUAUAGACUGUAUAUACUGUAUGUACGACGUGUCGGUCUCUGUUCAAAUGGAAAAUAGAAAUCUUAUGACCCAGUGACAAGCAGUUUACUAGGGAGUCACAUAACCACAAUCCUUGCAUGUCAUCUAUACUUAGUCAUGAUCCAAGCAAGGAACUGCAGCCUCCUGAAGCAAAAUCAAUCUGUCCAAAGCACUUCAGCUUCUUGCACUGAGGACUGCAUGGAAUAAAACAUAGUUAGUUAUUCUAUUUGGACAAUAACACUUUUUACAUCCAAGUCAAGAAUAUGAUCAGUAUUCUCUUUCUUUGCUACCGUCAUCAAUGCACCUUAAAGCAGCUUCAGGAAAUAGUGCUUUAAUAGGUUUGGUAUAGAUAUCUGGGCAGCCUCAAGCUGUUUGCAGCUUAUUGCAGUGCUUUGGAGGGGGGCUACACAGAGCCCUUCAUCAGGGAUAAAUGUCUGCAUACAAUAUCAUUUGUACAGUUUUUAAUAACAUUUAUAAAUCAGUGCUGGGUGUGUGUCUGUUUAUUACCCUUUUUAUAGGGGUAAGUUCCCAUAAAAACAUCAACUUUUCAUAUGCUCUCGAUGAUAACAGUCUAAAUAAUUUAGUUUAUUUUUUAAAUGUGUGCUUUGUGUUUUAUAAUUACCUUGCUUUAUAUGGUUCUUCUGUACUGCAUACCUUCCAACAAUUUUAAUAAAGAAAAACAAUUUAAGUCAUAGCCCAUCUGGCCUGUAAUACCCAAUUAUAGCUAGUUACUUUUUAUAGACCUUAAAAACCAAACUAAAUUGGCAUCUCUUACACAAGGUAUGCCAUUCAUAGAGAUAUUCUUUGAUAUAACAAGUUUGCAAGAUAUAUAUAUAUAUGCAGAAUUUAUCGGCACUCACCAAUCACAAAAUCACUUGCCGGGUGCUAACCAAAGUAAUCUGUAGCAGUCCAUAAAAGUACUCACAUCAGCCACCAUUAAGCGUGUAUCACUAUAUCUUUAUUUGUGCAUGGUGCAUCAACGCAUUUCGGCUCACAUAGAGCUGUCGUCCAUGCUUUCAUGGACUGCUAUAAUAUAUAUAUAUAUAUAUAUAUAUAUAGGGUCAGACUGGGCCAGCAGGACACCGGGAAAAAAAACCUGGUGGACCCCUGCCAACUCAACUGCAGGUGCUAAUUGUGGUGGGCCCGGAUACCACAGUCCAACACUGUAAGUGUUCAUGGCAUUAAUAAAGUUAAAGUACAUUUUUAGGUUAACCUUUUCUUUAAAGGUUCAUUGUUUUUAUUUCCCUUUUGUUUAAUUGAAAUAUUGAUUGUGCCGUUUAUCAGUGUUCAGACUUUUUUAAAUGCAACAGAGAACUACAUUUGCUUCCAGUAGUUUUGCAUUUUCUUUUCUGCUGAUUCACUAGAUGUUUAUGUGCUGUCCAGAUUCAUAUUAUAGCUGAAAAACCAAUGCAUUCUGAGGUUAAUCAUCCCUGUAGGAUGUAUAUCUAUGACAGGCAGGCCUUAUUUUCUGCUUGAUCAUUUUCAAUAACCCCUUAGCGCAAGUGUUUUGUUUAGAGCACACUGAGCAUGUGCAGUGUCACUGACACUUAAACACUGUCCUAACAAGAUCCAAGAUGAGUCUUAUAAC
Messenger RNA from Xenopus laevis (African clawed frog), 2107 nucleotides. It is a transcript of the gene tmem233.L, whose product is annotated as transmembrane protein 233 L homeolog. The transcript has 3 exons. Gene Ontology annotation, cellular component: membrane. Bases 1 to 327 code for a protein of 108 amino acids. NCBI's taxonomy places the organism in Eukaryota, Metazoa, Chordata, Amphibia, Anura, Pipidae. The record is from RefSeq and is a predicted model, not a curated record.